Candidula unifasciata is the source of this 1801-nucleotide messenger RNA. NCBI's taxonomy places the organism in Eukaryota, Metazoa, Mollusca, Gastropoda, Stylommatophora, Geomitridae. The record is from the annotation of a GenBank genome assembly.
CUACGGCUUCUGCAACCACGACGGCGGCAGCUGCAGCAUCGGACUACUGGCCUCCGGGGAAAUCAUCUACUUCAUCUCUAGCAACAUCAUCAUCUACAGCAGAAAGCUGCAUCAGCAGCGCCAUUAUCGAGAACACACUAACAACGUUCACUGUUUGGCUGUACACUCGGAUGGAAUACUGGUUGCUAGCGGCCAAUGUGCCAGUUCGUCUGGUCAGAAGAAUAAAGCACAUGUUCGCGUGUGGCGGGCCGAUACACUACACACCCUGCAUGUCCUAGGAGACACGGGUGUCUGGAGUCAGUCUGUGGACUCGCUGAGCUUCAUGCCCGCCCACAACAUUCUGGUAGCAGCUGGCGACUGUCCGGACACGAUGUUGACUGUGUGGGACACAAGCAGUGGAGCAAUGCAGGCACACACAACUGUGUCCACCAAGCGGCUGUGUGACCUGCAGUUUAACCCCUGGAUCUCUGAAAGCAUGGUCACGUGUGGGACUGAACACCUGGUGUGGUGGGCUGUCAGCAAAGACACGGGGGAGAUACAAGUGGCAUCCCAGCCCAACUAUGAUAUCUAUCUGAAGGGUCACGUCUACACCUGCCUCUGCCACAGCCAAAGGGGUGACGUCGUCACUGGCGACUACAACGGCAAUAUUUACAUCUGGGGCAAAAAAGGGGCCAGCAUUCUCCACAUCAUCAAACAUGGCCACCAGGGUCCAGUCACUGACCUCGCCCUGCUCCACAACCAUCUGCUGAGUUGUGGACAAGAUGGUGCCAUCAACUGUUGGAACAUGGGCAAGACCGUGGACAAGGAGAGUCUCCUCCAGCUGCCUCGGUCAGAAGGUGGAGUCCGAUGUCUGCUGUUGCUGUCCGGUGUCAAGGGGUGUGUUCUGGUGGCUGGCACCAGCACCAACUCUCUGAUCCACGUCACGCUAAACCAUAACAAGUCACCACUAGAGGAUGUGGCCCUGGAGAAUGUCCCAAUUACCCAGGGACACACAGAAGACCUGAGAGCCAUCCAGGCAAUCCCUGAAUCAUUCCUUAGAGCAGACGUCAUCAGCGCAUCGACAGAUGGCCUCAUCUGUAAGCUGGACUCUACACGCCGAGAAGCUGUGUGGAAGUUGUGGAUGAAGAGUUAUCCAUUUAUUUGUUUGGAUACAAGUCCAGAAGGUGACCAGAUUUUUCUGGGAACGCAGGAUGGCAAGCUAGUGAUUCUUAGAGUCAUCAAAGAAGACAUGACGGUUGUGGAAAUUUUCAACGAAAAGAUUUCAAACUCUGCUGUCCGCCAUGUCAGUUUGUCCCCGGACGGCAACCUGCUGGGGGCCGCAGCAACAAACGCUGUUGUGUACAUGUAUUCGUGUUUGCGCAAGAACGGAGCAGACGGCACGGAGAUCUGGACACUUGCUGGCAAGGGCAAGGGGAAGGGGGAGGAGGAGGGACUUAUUCAGUGUAACAUUCUACCAUACAAAAAUGGAUCAUCCGACAUCCGGUCGCAGCACUCAGGUCGUACGAACGACAUAGACUGCAUCGAGUGGUCAACUGCUGGACCAGAAGAUGUUCGCCUGAUGACGACAAGCUGCUGGCUAAGGUCAUCACAGAUAGGUCCAGACCAGGUAACCUGUAUGGCUGUCAGUCCCGGGAAGGACCUUGUUGCUAUAGCAACUAACGAUGGCCAGCUGCGUGUGGGACCGGGAACGCCCAUCAAGAGUCACCUCAACACAUGUAGCUUAUGUUUUACCACAGAUGGGCGGAGCUUGCUGACAGUGGGCGGGACUGAUGUUUGCAUCAUGCAAUGGAAGAUUAUUUAG